Messenger RNA from Aspergillus nidulans FGSC A4, 1541 nucleotides. RefSeq lists its product as uncharacterized. The transcript has 2 exons. The coding region runs from base 705 to 1541 and encodes 278 amino acids. Lineage: Eukaryota; Fungi; Ascomycota; Eurotiomycetes; Eurotiales; Aspergillaceae. The record is from RefSeq and is a predicted model, not a curated record.
GCACUGCAAGGACUCGACUAACAGACCUCAUUUCGGUAACAAUAUGCGCGGGCUGCGAAUCUCCUGGUUCCUGCAAGCUAAACGCCUCUCUGUGCCAAUGAGGUGUUCGCUGGCACCAGGUCCGCCCUUGUCUUGAAUCCCGCACAUUCCUUCGUCCUUCGUCAGCCCGCCAACCUAUCUAUACGGAAUUUGUUGUCUGUCCACAUUGUUUGUGAAUGAAUCCUCUUGUCCAUAAUGUUGUUGAUGAGGUGGAACCCCUCACGAUGGGUGGCCUUGACAAUGCGAACAGCAUCCACCUACAUCAUACUGACGCCUAUCGGGGCUUAUCUCAUGACCGAGCGAAUUCCAGAGAUCCCUAUACCCGCGGCCACGUCCUUAUCCACUUCAGAUGGAUAAUACCAUGCUUUUCACUGGCUUGCCUUGGUGGAUUUGCGGUGUGAUGUAACGGGCGAGGGCAACUGAAAGGGUAAACCGCCUGAUCUUCGGCAUCUUGCCGGGGCUGGGGCUGGGGCUUCAGGGCUCUAUAAGAGCCUUGAAUAUCAGGGCUCUAUAAGAGCCUUGAAUAUCAGGGCUCUAUAAGAGCCUUGAAUAUCAGGGCUCUCUUGAACUGGAAUGUCAACAACUUCACGGCGAUAGCCCCUGGUACACCAUUUAUCUGUCAGCAAGCUGCAGGACAGCUUAGAUACGAGCUCGAGUCCUAUCUAAUGGCGACCUCAGACCUCCUCUUCUCUCCUCCAGACCAGCGAGAAUUUCCCCUCGCGUACCUUUCCGUAUUCCGCGUCCAGUUCCUCCUCAUCCUUCUCGCCCCUAUAAUUUUCUACCUCAUCCACAGCAUCCGCAAAGACUACCAUGCCUUCCUCGCCCUCGGUCCCGGCGGAACCCCAUCAACACCAGCAGGCUACCUCCGCAUUUGCAUCCUUCGUCUUUUCACCCUCCGAGAUCCCCUCGACCCGCCUUCCAUUCCACAAACCCUCUACCCAAAGACCGGUUUCCUGUCUUCAGCCAAAAUCGCAGCCCGUUCAGGGCCCCGCCCAACCGUAGCAGGAAUUGCUCCGCAGCGCCAAAUAACCCAGAAAGCGGGGCCGGUCAUGUACGAUGCCCUGGCCUCAGAAAUCCACCGCCUCGCACUCGAACACCCAAACACGCUGUACACUGCGACCUCCUGCUUCGAGAAACACAGCACAGGCAUCUUCUACCGCUUCCCGACCACCACGACUGCAGCCGCAUCCAGCAGUAAAUCCCCCAAAACUACAUCUAGCACCCACAACCACCGCAUCACCUGUAAUGGCGAGGUCUGCCACUCGCAUCCUAGUGACGGAAGCCUGCACCUUACCCUACAUCCCGCAGACGUGAAGCUCGUCCUCGAGCGCGGUUGGGCACAGCGGCACCCACUGGCGAGGGAUAGUCUGUGGUGGAUGAUGAAGCUGGUACCGCCGGGAUUCGUGAUGAUCUAUGCGCCGAGAGACGAUGAGGAAUUAAAGGUUGUUGUGGAGAUUAUAAAGGCUGCGGCGUGGUGGGUUGGGGAAAAGGAGGUGCAAUAG